UACAUAAAGCGUUGUAUUGGUCAGUGCAGCUGGUGUAUUAAUGAGCUUGGACAGAGCUAAAACCGCUGCGCAUCACUCGCAUCAACCGGCGCAGCUUUUUGAGGCGGAAUUGCGCAGGUUUCAAAGGGGUGUGCUGCGGCUUGCAGGCGGAAGGACACAAAAGCCCAUGAAAAACCCCCCCACAGAACCGGGACAGUGCGGCUUCUUAGUCUUUGCCGGCUUUACCUCACCUCAAGAGCAGCGCACAAGACCGGCAUCCUGAAGAACCGGCACUGCCCUGCUCUCUGAUUUCCCCCCCAACACACAUUUAGUAAUUUCUUUAAUUCGCUUUUAGUCUUGUUCAAGCUUUGUGAACGACUUUAUUUCACAUCCUGGCCAAACUUUGAAAACUAAACCGCGGUGAGGCUCCUCAACUCAUACACUAGAGCACUUGUUUACCUCUCUGUAUACUCUUUUAUAAAAAGAAAAGAAAAAACAACAACAACAACAACAACAACAAGAAGAAAAAAGUCAAAAUUUCCCCUCUCAUACAUUCUAAAGGGCUGACAUCUCCUUACUGUACCAGCUGAAGACAGCCGACUGACUGCGCAACCAUGGGGUAUGGGCGAUCAGACAGCUACCGCGUGGCUACCACGCAGGACAAAGACAAUAAGGGCUCCAAUAAGAAGAAAAAUGCGGCAAAAGAUCUGGAUGAACUGAAGAAAGAAGUGCCUCUGACAGAACACAAGAUGUCAGUGGAAGAAGUAUGCCGGAAAUUCCAGACAGACAUAGUACAGGGUCUGACUAAUGCCAAGGCGGCUGAAUUUCUGAUUCGGGACGGUCCAAACGCUCUCACGCCUCCCCCAACCACGCCCGAGUGGGUGAAGUUCUGCAGGCAACUCUUCGGAGGCUUCUCCAUCCUGCUGUGGACCGGCGCCAUCCUCUGCUUCCUGGCCUAUGCCAUCCAGGCUGCCACUGAGGACGACCCAUCUCGGGACAACUUGUAUCUAGGUGUUGUGCUGUCAGCUGUAGUCAUCAUCACCGGCUGCUUCUCCUACUUCCAGGAGGCCAAGAGCUCCAAGAUUAUGGAGUCUUUCAAGAACAUGGUGCCCCAGCAAGCGUUGGUGAUCCGUGAAGGAGAGAAGAUGCAGAUUAACGCGGAGGAGGUUGUGGCUGGAGAUCUUGUAGAGGUGAAAGGAGGUGAUAGAAUUCCUGCUGACCUCAGAAUAACAUCCUCCCAUGGCUGCAAGGUGGAUAACUCCUCUCUAACUGGGGAAUCAGAGCCACAGACGCGAUCGCCCGACUGCACUCAUGACAAUCCUCUGGAAACCCGCAACAUCGCUUUCUUCUCCACUAACUGCGUAGAGGGCACUGCCCGUGGCAUCGUCGUAUGCACCGGUGAUCGUACAGUGAUGGGCCGCAUCGCCACUCUGACCUCAGGGCUGGAAACGGGGAAGACCCCCAUUGCCAAGGAGAUUGAGCACUUCAUUCACAUCAUCACAGGUGUGGCCGUCUUCCUGGGACUCAGUUUCUUCAUCCUGUCCAUCAUCUUGGGCUACAGCUGGCUGGAGGCUGUCAUCUUCCUCAUUGGUAUUAUUGUGGCCAAUGUGCCUGAAGGACUGCUGGCUACUGUCACUGUGUGUCUGACCCUGACAGCGAAGCGCAUGGCUCGGAAGAAUUGCCUGGUGAAAAAUCUGGAGGCUGUAGAGACUCUGGGGUCCACAUCUACCAUUUGCUCAGAUAAGACUGGAACCCUGACGCAGAACCGCAUGACUGUGGCCCACAUGUGGUUUGACAACCAGAUCCAUGAGGCCGACACCACUGAGGACCAGUCCGGCGCAGCCUUCGAUAAGACCUCGGUGACAUGGGUGUCCCUGGCUCGUGUUGCGGCACUGUGUAACAGGGCAGUGUUUAAAGCGGCCCAAGACGGUCUACCAAUCCUGAAGAGAGACGUGGCCGGUGACGCCUCCGAGUCUGCCCUGCUGAAGUGCAUCGAGCUCUCCUGCGGGUCUGUCAAACUGAUGAGGGAAAAGAACAAGAAAGUAGCUGAGAUCCCAUUCAACUCUACUAACAAAUAUCAGCUGUCCAUCCAUGAGACUGAGGACCCAAAUGAUAACCGCUAUCUGCUGGUGAUGAAGGGAGCGCCAGAACGCAUCCUGGACCGCUGCUCUACCAUCAUGCUACAGGGCAAGGAGCAACCCAUGGAUGAAGAGAUGAAGGAGGCCUUUCAGAACGCCUAUAUGGAGCUGGGAGGACUGGGAGAGAGAGUGCUGGGCUUCUGCCACCGCUUAAUGCCAGAGGAUCAGUACCCUAAAGGUUUUGCCUUCGACACAGAUGAUGUUAACUUCCAAACAGACAGCCUGUGCUUUGUGGGCCUGAUCUCCAUGAUUGACCCUCCCCGUGCCGCCGUGCCUGACGCAGUGGGCAAGUGCCGUUCAGCUGGUAUCAAGGUCAUCAUGGUGACUGGAGACCACCCCAUCACAGCCAAAGCCAUCGCCAAGGGAGUGGGCAUCAUCUCAGAGGGCACUGAAACAGUGGAGGACAUUGCAGCUCGUCUUAAUAUCCCAGUCAGCCAGGUCAACCCCAGGGAUGCCAAAGCCUGUGUAAUCCAUGGCACAGAACUGAAGGACAUGUCUCAAGAGCAAAUAGAUGAUAUUCUGCGCAACCAUACUGAAAUUGUCUUUGCCAGGACCUCUCCCCAGCAAAAGCUCAUUAUUGUGGAGGGCUGCCAGCGACAGGGAGCUAUUGUAGCUGUAACCGGUGAUGGCGUAAAUGACUCUCCUGCUCUGAAAAAGGCCGAUAUCGGUGUUGCCAUGGGGAUCGCUGGGUCCGAUGUGUCCAAGCAGGCUGCUGACAUGAUCCUGCUGGAUGACAAUUUUGCAUCCAUUGUGACUGGCGUAGAAGAGGGUCGCCUGAUCUUCGACAACCUGAAGAAAUCCAUCGCUUAUACUCUGACCAGCAACAUCCCAGAGAUCACCCCCUUCCUCUUUUUCAUCAUCGUCAACAUCCCAUUACCCCUCGGUACCAUCACAAUUCUCUGCAUCGACCUUGGCACAGACAUGGUUCCUGCCAUCUCUCUGGCCUAUGAGGCAGCUGAGAGUGACAUCAUGAAGAGGCAGCCCAGGAACCCACUGAGGGACAAACUGGUCAACGAGCGUCUCAUUAGCAUUGCUUAUGGACAGAUUGGUAUGAUCCAAGCCUUGGGAGGUUUCUUUGCCUACUUUGUAAUAUUGGCUGAGAACGGUUUCCUUCCCUCUUAUCUGGUGGGCAUCAGGCUCUCCUGGGACGACCGCAGCGUCAACGACCUUGAGGACAGCUAUGGACAGCAGUGGACCUACGAGCAGAGAAAGAUUGUGGAGUUCACAUGCCACACAGCUUUCUUUGUUAGUAUUGUGGUUGUGCAGUGGGCUGAUCUAAUCAUCUGCAAGACCAGGCGUAACUCUGUGUUCCAACAGGGCAUGAAGAAUAAGAUUCUGAUCUUCGGUCUGUUUGAGGAGACAGCUCUAGCUGCAUUUCUAUCCUACUGCCCAGGCAUGGACGUGGCACUCAGGAUGUACCCACUAAAACCUUCCUGGUGGUUCUGUGCAUUCCCGUAUAGUUUCCUAAUCUUCGUGUACGAUGAGAUCCGAAAGCUUCUCCUGCGCCGAAACCCUGGAGGUUGGGUGGAAAGAGAGACAUACUAUUGAUCGACGAAUUCCUUCUUUACUCACACCCCUACAUCUUCCAUUUUUCUUCUACUCCUUAUCCUUCUAUCCCUGUUCAAAACGCACAACCAUUACCCUAUC
Ictalurus furcatus (blue catfish) is the source of this 3764-nucleotide messenger RNA. RefSeq names its product ATPase Na+/K+ transporting subunit alpha 3b (gene atp1a3b). Lineage: Eukaryota; Metazoa; Chordata; Actinopteri; Siluriformes; Ictaluridae. Gene Ontology annotation, cellular component: membrane. The record is from RefSeq and is a predicted model, not a curated record. The transcript is spliced from 21 exons. The coding region runs from base 594 to 3665 and encodes 1023 amino acids. Gene Ontology annotation, molecular function: ATP hydrolysis activity; ATP binding; P-type sodium:potassium-exchanging transporter activity. Gene Ontology annotation, biological process: proton transmembrane transport; intracellular sodium ion homeostasis; sodium ion export across plasma membrane.